Messenger RNA from Caenorhabditis auriculariae, 12524 nucleotides. NCBI's taxonomy places the organism in Eukaryota, Metazoa, Nematoda, Chromadorea, Rhabditida, Rhabditidae. The record is from the annotation of a GenBank genome assembly.
AUGUCGUCGUCGCGGACGCCGUCGCCGUCACUGUCCGCUUCGCGCGAGAAUAUCCCCGAAGCUGCGAAUUCGGAGACCAACCGUCGCUCGUCCAUCCUCAGCCGAUUGCUUUUUCGUAAUUCCGAGAAAAGAGGUUCCUAACAUCUAUUUUUAUACGUUUUAUAGUUUUCAUGUUUCGAACCACAGUCUCUUGAGCAUAAAGGAUCUUGAAAAAAACAUUGCGAGCGAUUUUUGAAAAGUAAAGUCUUAGAAACCCAUUCCUAAAGGUCGGCCUUUCUAUUUUAGUGAUGUGAAUUUUUCCAUAGUUCAUUCGUCGUGGGAUUUAUUUGAUGAGGUUUCGAAACGGGAUAAGAAAGAAAACAAAAGUUAAGAAUUAUCCGUGAAAUUUUCGUUCCAAUCAAUCAAUGAGUGAGUUAAAUGAUCAUAAUGCACCAUUCACAGAAAUUCGUCACUACCGCUGUUUUAAAAGUUUUAAGAAGUUAGAUAAAAACCUUUUUUUGCAGCGGUAAAUUACAAAAAAGGAAAGAAUCGGCUGAUUUGUGAAUCUUGUCAGGCUCGCAGGAGUCGAUGAGGACGGUAUCUCCUGUCAACGGGGAGCGCUGUGCGUCGCCAUCUCGGACAACUUCGCCAAGUAGAAGACUUGCCAACUUUGCGAGCCGGUUCGUCUUCUUAGUUGUUUUAUUGUACUCACAACUUGAUGAAAUAAUGGCUUUUAAUGUUCCGUUGCAUUCCUAGUGGAUGGAAUCAAUUACAAAAGUCUUGAUUUUUCUACUCGAUUUUUCUCUUUUUCGAUUUUUUUAUCUUUAUUGGAGUAAAAAAACGCAGUAAGUCAAUAAAAUCGUUGUUUUUUUUUUCGAUGGAUAACGCUGAACAAAACUCACAACACAUUUUUUUUUCAUAACGUUAUCCACCGAAAAAAACGAUAUUAUUGACUUAAUUCUUUUUUACUCCAAUACAGAUCAGUAAAUAAGAAAUAAAACGCUGGCCUGCCGUUUUAUUCUUAGUUCAACGUGAUUCCGAAAAGCUCGAAAUAGUCGUCAGAGGGAAAAAAAGAGGAUAAAUAAAUGAUGGAUAGUCAGAGAUAGUUUUUGAAUUAAAAAUUUUUUAAAAAGGAAAAACUUUUUUUAAUUUUUUUAAAAAGGAGAACUUACGCUAACUUUUUUAACUGCCUUACUUCUACCAUGAGCCGUUACAAGCUGACUUUUGGAACUUAUCCGAUUGAAAAAAAAACCUGAAUUUUUAAAAAAUACUCAGGGAGUGUUUUUUACUUCGUUGCGAACUUAUGUUCUGGAAGGCUGAAUUUUCAUACCCAGCAAAGAAGUUGGAACAGUCUAUUAAAAAAAAUUUAACAUUUUUCAGAUCCGUACGGAAGAACCAAUGGCGGUUAUUCAAGCAUCACACGUUUUUUGGCAGCCAGCGGAGCAGCAUCAAAGCCGGCAAACUGUUGGUUCAAAACUUCAAUGAAAAACAGGAGUAGAAUGCUUGAAAUUUUGAAGUUAUCAUUGAGAAGUUGACAUGAAAUUCGAUGCUCUUAAAAGGCCUCCCAUGUCCUUUCCAGACGUUUUUCUUCUUUUCUGCGCUAUUUUAGAGAUAUUUUUGUACAAACAAAAAAGGCUCUACGCUCAUUAGUUCAUUGAAGCUAAAGAGAAAUUUAAAAAGAGACAACCGAAUAAUUAUUGAAAAACUUUUAUUGAAGGGAAAUUAUUCAAACAAAUUCGUUCCGUGUUUUCGAGUACAAAACGACUGAUUAUGAAAAAGCGUCAGAAAAAUGAGAUGAAGUACAAUUUUCCUCAAUCUCUUGAAAGAUUUUUCGCGCUGUACGUAGCAGAAAUGUCUGAUAAUUUUUCGAAUAUAGGAAAAAAUUUUUCGUUUUUCUCUACCAGUUCGUUGAACAUUCUGUCCAGAUAAAUAUCUCUUUGUACUGGUCGAGUUUUGAAAUUUGUCGUGCUUCUUUGAUCGAAAUUAGAAUAAAGAGUGGAAAGAUGUGGUUUUUCGCAGGCAGCUGCCGCGCCUGACGCUUCGCCAUCCGUCGGUGGACGGAACUGCGAUGCCGCUGCCGCUCGACGCCGACGACAGAGACGAACGCGAUAUCGUCGCCGUCCGUAGCCAGUCGCGACGCUGGACCGACACUGAGACAGUCAGUUUUUUUCUUUUUUUUUUCUUUUCAACCCUCACAGGCGAAGCGAGAAGGUACUAUAAUGUGUCUACAAAGUUACCUCUAAAAAUGGAUCAUGAAGACCCCAUGUGUCCAUCGUGAGACCUCCAGCAUACUUUUUAGCUACAUCUGAGCCAUCUCGGAGGUAGUUGAGAGUCUCUCUCAAGCACUUCUAAUUUUGUUAAAAACCCUCAGAGGUAUACUCGAGGUACCAUUGUACUUUAGAGCCUGCGGUAUACCUCAGAGGGUCUUGCGAUACCCUUUCUCGAUCCGCCUAUGUUUUCGAUUUCUCUAUUGAGCUUCUUUGAUAGCGAGGAAUGUGUCAAUAGUUCAAUUUGAAUAUUAGUUUUUUUUUGUGGUUAUAGUUUAUAGUAAUCGUUUUUGACCAGGAUAGUACAAAAGUAAAAGUUUUUGAGUAGUUUUCAAGAAAAUAGCGAUUUCAUUUUUUACUCAUUUUAAUUUUGAAAUCUGCUUGCACGCGAAAUAGCGGAGGCGUCAGUAGACUUGCAUUUUUUCUUAAAUAACCAGAUAUCUGUGUCCAAUCGGAACUGUUUUUCCUGAAAAAUCACGUAUGUGUACAAAAAACACACUGAUAAUAAAAGAAACGCAAAAUACCAAAAAAAAAAACGCGUUUUGGCGGGAGUUCAAAAAAAAUUUGCCGACUUGAAUUAUUAUUUCUUCAAAACUAGGAACUUUUUGUACACUCUCAAGUAUACCGUGCGGCAUGCGACGGGGAAUUUUACAAAAUUAAAAAUUGAUCUCUAACCCCUUUUCUACCGUUCAUACGCCUUAAAACUUGGCUGCAAAACAGCUGAGAAAGGCGUUUUUUUGAUUCCGAUUCAAAAUUCACAUCUUUAGCCUUUUAUCGAGGGCAUAACGUCUCAAGGACGCCGAAGAUAUUUUGUUUCCUCAAUAAAAUGGUUAAAGUUGAACUUUAAAGUAUCUUUACUGAAUUAAAGCAUGAAAAAAUCCAUUAGGUACAAGUCAGGCUUCUCUAAAUUACGUACAACUAGGGCAGCAGUGCUUUUUUCCGAUAAUAAGUUUGAUAAGAUGAGCUUCUAUAGUAAGUUUUUUUUAACAAAUUUUUUUCCAAGUUUUGAGGGCUAUAGAUUUUCGUUUCCAGCGCCGGUAUAUGGUUAUUAAAAGGAUCAUUCGCGUUUUUUAUUUCUCCGAGAGAAAAUAAGGAGAAUAAGAUUGAAGGAAACCCCAUCCAUGUUCCUGACGAAUGUCAAUUGAGAAAGCAAAAGCGGCUUAUUUUGUUCGCAUAAGAAGGCUUUUCGAAACCCUCGGCUUAUGUUCGUCAAACCAUCGCUCUGACUAAUGAGACUUGUAGACAAAACAUGCUGGGCUCAUAUGAAAAUCCAAUUUUUCCUUUUUUUUUUUUCAUUCUUCGAACGCACUUUAAUUUGUGUGAGCCUUUCUCCUAGUUUUACAUAGAUAAAAAAGUUACUCGUUCCGUUUUUUUUUCGGAUUUUGAUUUUAGAGACUGAUUGAAAGACAAAUUCUUGAGCAUUUUUUUCUGCUGGAUCUACUAGAAUACAAACUGUCCACGUUUUGUAUUUCUCGCCUUGUCUCGCACUUUUGAACAAUUUGAAAAUUUUGAUCCCAGGUGGAAUAAUGGUCUACAUCUUGGAGGGACGAGACUUGAACCCAAAAAAAGUAAGAAAAGACUCGGAUAGACUUCUUCUAACUGGAUCUUUAUAUUAAUACCCGAAUUUUACUCACGAUGAACCACACCUUCAUUUUUUUUCCCUGGUAAAACUUUGAUAUGUUGAUUUCUGUGAAGGCCGCAGAAAGGCAGCAAAAAAAAGUCCCUUUAUCGAGUCUUUUACUUUUUCUGGGAUUUUUAAGGCUUGAGAAAUGGUGGGAAAAGAGAGAGGCAGCAAAAAUGGUUCAAAAGAGCCAAUGAAAUGCCGCAAAAAGGCAGCUUAAAAGGAGCCUUUGUCACCCUAAAAUGAACAUUUCUAUUAGGCCCUUUUCCAGCCUUUCCGACUUUGCCUAUGUGUCAAAAAAACUUGAAAUAUACUUUUUUUAAAAACGAGAUUUUUCCAAUUUUUUUGUGUUCAAUAUGGAUUCAAUCAAAUUUGAUUUGGAAAAAAAACCAAUAACUUUUCGGAAUCAUUUCAAACUCAUGAAAACAUGAAUUGAUUAGCGAGAUUGAACCAUUCGGUGCGCCGUAGUACAAUAGUUUGUGCGGCUGCCUAGCGCUGCUCAAGCGGUACGAAGGCGUUAGAAGAAGAGGGUGAUUGAACCAUGUUUGUGAUGUAGAGGAGACACUUCGCUCAAGUCCCUCAUCAUCUAGAGCAUCGCGAAGUCCUCAUUUCCAUGCGAAAAUUCUCCGAUGUUUAUUCUUAAAAUCAUUGAGGAUCAUUUUCGUCGGACUAUGUCCAAGAAUAAUUUUGAAUAAAUUUGAAAAACUGCAUUUUUCAAAUUUUUGAAACGUUCCGGCUAAACUAUACUGCACUUUCUUUUUGAAGAAACAAACUUGGUUAACAGUACUUUGGCGACUUUGGGUAGAGGCCCUUUCUUAUAUGAAUUGAACUUUCUAGGCGAAUCUUCGUGCGACUUGAGCUGUAUUUUCGGUGUGAGAAGGGGGGUCGGAAUUACUCAAUUAGCAGUAGCCGUCUUAGAGCCACAGACGCGCGCACGCUCACGUUCACAUACUGAAAAAAGAAGAAAAACGAGUGGCGGACAACCUCUAGAGCGGCUCGAGUGACGUGCACAAUUGCCUUUUCGAAUUGGCUCCUUUCUCCAUUCCUUUUUGUUGUUCAGAUUUUUCCCUCGGUUUCUAAGUUGUUUUCAAGGGUCUCACUCACAUCCAGGCCAUUUCCUGGUCACUUCAAAAAUUUUUUGGCUGUUUUUUCACAAGUUCAUUCGAGGUCGUUUUUAUGAGACGUUGGCUUCUUUUUUUUUCAUUUUCAAAAUAAACUGAUGAACUUUGGUUUUGAUCCGAUUAAGCAAUAAUUUGCUAAGUUUAAUUACCUCAAAACGGAAAAAGUUCAAUUUAGGAAUUUUCUCUACACGUAAAAACAAGCUCAGACCUUAGUAAGAAUUUACAACGUGUCUGGGUUAGUUAGUUCCUUUCGCCUUUUUUUUUCUUUGUUCACUGAAAUUUUGUUUUUGCUGAGUAGACAGAAUUUUGGUGGGAAAAGCCUAGCUUAUAAGGAAGCCGAGAUUUUCCUGGGAUUAAGCACCUGUUCUGUUGCAUUCAACGUGAUUUUUCAAGCAUAGCUUCUCUCUUUCCCUUUUUUUCCUUUUUUCGCGCUUUUUUUCCAUUCUUUCCUCAUACUUCUUUUUUUUGUCGUUUUUAUUUUUCAUCUUUUUUUCUCGACACGACAAAUUUAUCAGUUAUUCAAGUUAAGUUAUCUCAAAGCGAAAAUCUAACUUUUUUUUAUUCAAAAAUAAUAGUCUACGAGAUCUUCGUAUUCAAUUAACUUAAAGUUAUCUGGCUUUAACCCCCCCCUCAUUUAAGCUGCGUAAAUUUUCAUACGACCUAAGUAAGAAAUUGAUUUUUUUUUUGUUUCGAGUGAAAAGUUUGGAAAGGAAACGUGGGACUUAGUUCGAGCAGAGAAAAACGAAAAACGCAGGUGCGUUGGAGAAAUGGAGCCAGGGGUUUCUCGAGAGCGACGUCGUCAGUGGGGUCUCAGCGAAUUGUCGAAUUUCCUUCAGACACAUUUCCGCUUUAUUUCGUACUUCUGUUUCGCGUGGUUACUAGUCUAUUCUUUCAGAAUAUCCUGAUUUUCCUUUUAAUUUUUUUCUUCAUUCUACGUAAACUAGUGAAAAACUGCACAAAAAAAUCUCAAAAAAGAGUCAACCUUCGUUUUUGGAAAGCUUGGGGCACAGGAGAAAAAGGAGAAAAAGCUCAGUUUUCUUGAGUCGCCGAAGAUUUCAUAUUUCAUCGUUAUAUCCUAAUUAACGAUUGAACUUUUGAAAAAAAGUAGCAGAAAUAUUCUUCACUCAUUUUUCUAAUAUGUGUAAAAAAAGGAAAAAGUUGGAUAUUGAUAUGACCAAAUUGAACACUUCCCAACUUUGCGUGUAGCGUUACACAUUGAGAAACUGAUGAAAUGCGCGUUUGAACCCAAAAAAAAAGUUUUGAACCUUUCAUUUCACCGAAGUCGACCAGAAAAUCGAAUGAAUUGCUUCGAAGUUGAGAAAUAAGAGUAAGUAAAGAAGAGCUAUGUUUUCAUUCUUUAUUCUCAAGAAUUCGAAUGCUUUCAAAACCAGUAUCAAAGCAAUCCAGUUGUAUACCUUUUGAAGAACAAAUUAUUUGUUUCCCAAAUUCUAGUUUGUAUGAAGAAGAAUGAAUUACGAAACAGUCAAAAAGUCGUUUUUGGAUCAUUUCCGAAUAGUCGUCUCGAUUCGGCUUUAUGCAUGGAAGGACCUUGAUUUGUGUCGCAACAGGGGUUUCCAGGGCCGACUGCGCGGUUCGCGCGAGUCUUCCGGCUUCCACGACUCGCAUGACGCGUUCGACGGUGCCGAAGAGGUGCCGCAAGCGAUGACGGCUCCCGUUUCUCCCUCGGUGCCUCUGUCGGCCAGCAGGUCUUUUGUCUCUUUUUUCCCAUUUCUACAUACUAAAUCCGCUCGCGUCAUGUCAAUGAAACUUCGAAGGCUUAUGGCCAGCGAAAAAAAGGAGUUUUGCAUAGAGUUGUCAACAAAAUCUUUCCUUUCCAUCAAAAUGAUUAGUUCCCAUUUCUGAGAACUAAGUGGAACUAUGGAGGAAAAUUUCAAUAGGAGAAAAUGAAAGGAAAAGCAAGGGAGAGGAAAAAUCUGAAGAUCUCAUUAUGUUUUGUCGAUUUCUUUCGCAUUUGUCGCAUUUUUAAUCAGCUUAAGACUGUCUUUUAUACCUUUUCAAUAUAAGAAGACCUUUGCUAUCUCAUUUUUCUAAUGUACACCUGAGCCUAGUUUUUUUCGUGAUCGGACGUCUUCAAAAAAAAAAAAACUAAUCGAACUCAGUUUCUCCCAAAAAUUCGCUAGUUCAGUGUUUUGAGAGUUUGUAAAACACUCUGACGCAACCGACCGCCGGAGUUUCAGCAGCCAUUCUGAUGGGUGGAAGUAUUCGUCACAGAAACUUUUGUGGAAACUCAAACCUCGAUAUAUCAACUUUUCGCAUGCGAGCAGCACCUCGUCCUCCACUGACUCGGCCUGGAAAUCACUGGUUGGUUUUUUUUUUCCAAUGAGUCACCAACGAGAAACUUUUGGACUUCAAAUCAAAAAUUUUCUGCCCAUAAAUAAACGACACUUUUUUAGGACAGCACGACGUGGAGAAGUGUCGACGGCGCCGAGGUGGUCCUUCGAGGAGCACGACUCGAAACGCUUUCGGAGAUCGAAAGAUCGGCUCUCCAGGUAUUUUCGUCACUUUCUCCGUCAUUUCUGGGUUACAGGUCCUGGCGGCACAGCGUCUUGGUCGACUUCUUCCGGGUGUCAGCGUCGGCAAACCCAAAGGCUAGUUAUACAGUCAUACGUCAGCUGAAUCCCACCCCCAGUUAUUUGCGCGCGAUAAAAAAGAAAUUUGAAAAAGGGGGGCGGGGGUAGGCACUUCGAAGUGGGAUUCAGCCGACUGUAAACAACUCGUCGACUUAACUUACUGAAUGAGAAUUGAAAAAAAAUAUCUAGAGCUCGAAAUGAGUCGAGAAUCCCGACCAAGCUAACUCGUGACGAUGAUUCAGUCGCUUAAGUGCUCUUUCUCGUUAUUUUUUCAAAAUUUAGCGAUACAUCAACCAGAAAGUCAAAAAUAGAACAAACUUUGCAUUGAUUAAAAAGGAACGACUAAUUCAGCCAUCACCCUCUGUUUGAGAGGCAAAAAAGUCGAAUUGCAGAUCCGUUGGCGGCUUUGCGACAAAAAAGACAAAAACUCGUGAAAAGCACACGGACUUUGACUGUGACCGAAGCGAUUCGACGGCCUUCCAGCUCUUCGACUAGUGGUUCUGCCCGAUUUCCAUGUAUUUAUUUGAAAGCUCAUUCAGAUGACAAACGGGUGUUCGGAGUUUCGCUUGCAAAGUGCAUGCAGAAUGAGAAAAGGUAUGCUUUGGAAUUCUGGAAAUCUUCUUUUUCUCAGAAGAGGGAUGAUUUUACUCAAGGGCUUUCCGUUCUUAUACUCAGUUAUUUCUAAAACAGUUAGUUAUUAAGGCUAGACCAGGAAAGUCGCUGUCGUUCUCUCGACGAUUCUUCUGUCUGUCUCUUGCCAAGGUUGGUGAUCAUUGAGUUGAGUAAAGCCCUAAGAAGAUUCAAUAAAUCUGUUUAAAAAAGUUCUCUUCCAGGGGCAAGCCAGUUGCCAAGUCCGUCAAGUCCGAACCCGAAAUGGUGCAGACGUCGACGGUGACAUCAUCCGACGAACGCAAGUGGCUGUACCCGUCGACGCAGAAUCUGUACCCCUCUUGCUCGUCGCACCAGACCUCGUCCUCUCUUGUCGGCUCGGCCCCGCCCACUUGUUCUUUGCUUCCGAACAUUCCUUCUGUUUCUGCACAGAACUUGGCAGCCAGCGAACAAGUCUCCGAGAGCAUCGUCGUUAGUUCAAUUCACUUAUUCUCUUCUGAAUCCGUUUCUAGUGACCAUCUUUUCCUCUUCACGAUUAGAUGUAACUAGCCGCGAAUUAAGCCAUUCUAGAAAACUUUACAGUCCUUAAAAGAGUUUUAUUUGUAUUGACUGUACUUUGUACCGUACCGUAUGGUAGACAGUAGGUCUGUGCUGACCUAAAUUGAGGUUUUUAAUUUUAAAAAAAUGCUUAAAUAGACCAUAAGGAUUCAAUUUUGUUGUGUCCGCGGUAGCCAAAGUCGAAGUUGAAUGAGCAGAUUUAUUCGUAGAAUGAAGAAGUGUGAAAGAGGUAAAAGGGCCGCCUUAUAUACCCAUCUCACGUAGAGAUAAGAGUAUUUAUUAGAGAGACGUGAUAUUCCAACACCUCCCCCCUAAGAUGAUUUUCCCGCUUACCAUCAACCAUCGUCACCAUCGUCACCGUCGCCAUCGCAGUCAUCAUCGUCGUCGCCGCCGCCGCCGCCGCCGCCAUCACAGAAGCUGCCACCGUCCGACAACGACGUUCCCGCCGCUUUGAGACGCUCCGAACGCUAUCAUCAACCGCCGAAACGACUGAACAUGGACCCCUCUUUGAAGUCUUAUGUUUAGUUUACCUGUAUAAGAUGAUUUUCCCGCUUACCAUCAUCUUAGGGGGGAGGUGUUGGAAUAUCACGUCUCUCUAAUAAAUACUCUUAUCUCUACGUGAGAUGGGUAUAUAAGGCGGCCCUUUUACCUCUUUCACACUUCUUCAUUCUACGAAUAAAUCUGCUCAUUCAACUUCGACUUUGGCUACCGCGGACACAACAAAUUUCAAUCGUAAACUUCUAGAAUCAUGACUUUCUGCUUCUGAGGUCUAAUGCCAACGUCGAAUGUAGGAUCAUUCUAACAAAGGUUGUUGAGGGCCGUUUCGCCAAAAAACAACGACCUUCUUCGGCCUCGUUCUCGAGCUCCUUCGAAGGCCUCGGCGACGUCGAUCCACACUCUCUGCAGGUACCGCGGAUCGUGGAGAACUGCACGCAGUACCUGAUGGCGUACGGUAGGAAGUGAGAGGAAACCGUGUUCCCAACUGCUUCUUAGGACUGAACACGGUGGGUCUGUUCCGUGUUGCGGGCAACACGAAACGGUGCCGACAACUUCGGGACGCCCUCGAGAAAGGCGGCGGCGGGACGGCGAUCAGCGACGACGUCGUCGAAAACACCACGGCUCAUGAUGUUGCAACUCUUCUCAAAGAAUACUUUCGGUAACUUUUAUCGUCUUUUUUCUUUGAUAGCCAGUGGAGCUAGACUCAAAAAGUACAAUGAUCACUGACAUCGUAGGUCAUAUCAGUCAGUUCAAUUUUUUUUUUGUUUGUUAAAGGUCCUGGGAAGCUCAAUGCGGGUUAAAAAUGUUCCCUAGUAAGAGUUUUUUCAUAUCCACAUAUAUUUUUUUUUAGUCCAAAAAAAAUUUAGACCGUACUCUAGUAUAGAGAUUAUUCCAUUUUUUUUUCGCAGUUCAUGAAAUUUUCUCAUGAGAAAUUGAUGCAACUGAAUAAAAAUUGAUCGAUGGUGAAUAGGUGAAUUACUAACACACAGCUGUUGGAAUAAUGAGUUUUUCAAAUUAGUGUCUUGAAAGGUUCGUUAUAAAACAUCCAAUGUCGAAGAACGGUAAAGUAAGUUUUUCAAAAGUUUUAGCGCAAGAAUUUCAGAGAUCUUCCACAGUCCCUCCUGCCUCGUGAACACUACCAAGCUUAUAUCGCCUGUUCAAGUCAGCGCACUUUUUCAUAUAUUUUCUCCAAAAUCCGAAUGCAGAACUCGGUCCGGAAGAUCACAUUGAAGCGAUCCGACUGUUGGUCGGAUUGCUUUGCUCGCCGAACGUUGACACACUCUACGUUCUGCUCAAGUUCCUGCACGAGGUGAUGCUCAACUCGAACGACCGCACCGCGGCCGACGGCACCAUGGCAAAUCCACUGAGUAAGAUCUGAUCCAAGUGCUUGACUUCAGAUAAAAGGCAACAAAAUGGACGCCCGCAACCUUGCCACCAUCUUCGCCCCUUCAAUUCUGCGGGCUGACCACGAGAAGCUCCACGCGACUCUUGCCGAGAACGAACAGCAAAUUGCCGUUGUCGAGACCAUGAUCACCUGUGUUGAGGAAAUCUUCGUGGUUCGUAAUAAUUUUUGCAUUUUUUUUAGGGGUCACUUGAAGCUUUACAGAAAGAAAAUCAAGUUUUUUUUUUUUUUAAGUAGUAUAGCUCGGGCAAAGUUGGAAUGGUGAAUAAUGCGUGCUAAAAGGCUCAAAAAAGGCCGCAGAAAGGCAGCAAAAAGAGUGUUUGUAUCGAGGCUUCCAUUUUUUCUGAGGCUCAAGAAAUGGUGGGAAAUGGGAGAGACAGCAAAAAUGGUGCAUAAGGGCCGAGAAAAUGGCGCAAAAAGGCAGCAAAAAAUGAGUCUUUGUCACCAUAAAAGGAACAUCUAUAUGGAGCCUUUUUCCACCCUUUCUCAAUUAUUUUUCUGCAAACUCAGAUACGCAUUUAGGUUUUAAAUGGUUUUCCGCUGUUUUCAUUUCAACCCAAAACAAAGAAUAUUAUAUAUUUCCUUUAUUUAAAAAUUCAAAAGCAUGUUCAAUUCUAUUAUGAUUUUUUUAAUGCUAAAACUAAUAAAUUAUUUAAGUUUCCAACUUUGUUUUCAGAUCCCUAGAGAACUUCAAAGUAAAAUGUACAACAAGCUGCGGGAAACGGAGCCAGAUCGACUUGACCGCAUCCUCAACUUAUUAUCGCGUGCGGAUGGGUAAGCUUCCUCAAGUCAUAGUCCUCAUCUCUGAACAUUUUGAGAGCGGAGCAUGGCUCGAUGCUUUCUCCUUUUCCGGCGACUUUAGAAGAAGAGCUCCCCAGGAGUGCCUUGCAGCAAAACUCGCCGAUUUCCUGCAAAAAGUCCCCUUUGGCUCGCGAGAGUCAGUCCAGCGUUCGAGGUACAAACGCCGCCCAAAUUUCACCGGCUUCACGUUUUGCAGGGAAACUGACGUCGCAGAGGAGCGGCUCGUGGCCUUUCUCGCUCACCCGGCCUACAGGAAGUCCGAAGGCCAAUGUCGUGCACUUCUUCCCGUCCACCGACGAUGAGACCUUCUCCUCGUCCACUCCUUCGACGUCUCGUCGGCCACAAACUUUGUCAUCCGCCACUACAGAAACGACUUCCACGCCCUUAGAUGAUUCGGAAGUCAGGCGCGCUGAAGGAUCUGCUCAGCAACUUGUCAAGCCAGGUUUCACCCUUUUGGUUCAUCUAAAAAUGUUCAUUUCUACAAGAGAGGUCGAAACAGUCAAGCUUCGAAACUUUGCUGAAAGUUCGCUGAGAUAUAGUCCGUCUUUCGCGGAUUGUCUGCGCCCUCCUCGUCUCUCGACGAUCCUCCUUUGUUGACGCGCUUUUUCCAUUUUUCUCUGGCCCCGUGAGGGAACAGAGAUACGCAGAGAGGCGAAACCUGUCAAGUCGCAACGGACGGGCUAUAUAUAAGGUGGCUCGAAAAUUUCGUCGAAAAAACAACCAGAGCAUUGUGAUGAGAUACUCUUUAUUUGUUAAAAAUAGCCCUAAUCCCCAACCGCAAAGUAAAUUGACCUCCCUUGUGAAGUAAGUUUCACAAAAAAUUACAACGCAACACUAAUUGAUCCUGCACCUCGAGUUAAUUUCGCAUUUGUUUGUUCUCUUCGGGAAACGUAAUUUUCAGCGACGCCACGGCAGACCGAGGCAAGGUCGCCUUCAAGAGAACGCGUGGACAACCUUCGGACUGCGGCGCGAUCUUCGGCCGCUGCUGCCCGUCGACGGCUCCGCAACGUCGUCCGCGCUUUCCGUUUCACUUCUAUCACUCGCAGCAAUCCGGAUAUCGCACAGCCACAGGCAUGA